CUUUAUUUACCCAAAAUGGCCGGUUCGUAGUCGUGCAAACAGGAAUGAAAACACACGAAAAUAUAUCAUUUAUGUUACUUUACUUUAACGCUUUUCGUUAAAAARUGUCUUUAAGCUGCUGUUAGGACCGUUCAACAUGGGUAACACUCAAGGAAAUAAGCUCAAAGAUACCUCCAAGUCAGAAUCUAGCUCAACGCUUGAAUUUGAAACUGGCAAGAAAGUGUUUCCCAGUGAGGAAGAAGCUAAAAAAGCCCGUGAAGCUCACAUGAUACAGAGAGAAGAGCCAUCAGGCUUUGAUUUUGAUGAUGAAAACCUUGAACCAGAGCUUCACAAGAAAAUGACUAUCCCUACUGUCUUCACCUGGCUGAACGGAGGGAGAGAGAUCCUGUUAUCUGGAAGCUUUAAUGAAUGGAAAACUAGAAUACCUAUGAAUUACAGUCACAACGAAUUCACAGCUAUUAUAGAGCUUCCAGAGGGAGAACAUGAAUAUAAGUUCUGUGUAGAUGGCAGAUGGAUACAUGACCCUAACUUACCCACUACAAAUGAUAACUUUGGUGGAAGAAACAAUGUUGUAACGGUGCGUAAAACAGACAUGGAUGUGUUUGAUGCUCUAGACAUGGAUGCAAAUGCCAGUAUUGGCUCUGGAUCUGUUAAAUCCCAGUCUGGUGGCUCACCCCCAGGUUCAUAUGGUCAAAUCAUUCCGUCCCAUAACACACCAGUGAUAAUAAGAGACGGCAUGCAUGCCAGUGUACCUCCUGUACUUCCACCUCAUCUUCUACACGUCAUCCUGAAUAAGGAUGUAGUAGACCAUGAUGAUCCCUCCUUGCUUCCAGAACCUGACCAUGUCUCCUUGAAUCAUCUGUAUGCACUGUCUAUCAAGGAUGGUGUAAUGGCACUGAGUGUGACACAUCGCUAUGGAGAGAAGUUUGUCAGCACUAUCCUUUAUAAACCUAUUAAAAAUGAUUAAGCCUGCGUAUCAAACAAUGCCAAGGGUAGUAAGUUAUGCUUUCUUCCCUGGUUAAUCAGGACACACCCAUGCUUACUUUCUAUCAGGAGAUGUUUUAGAUUGAAGACUAGCAUCUGCUAGGAAUGAGGACAAAAUAUUGAGAUAAUAUUUGAAAUAUAACGUAGGCACUGAUUUGCUGGCUACCAUGUUUAUAUUGGAGGAUAGAGACUGACUCACACGAAGUUGUCCAAAAAUGUUUUAUGAAAGUAAUAUGAAACGGCUGGUUAUUUCACUGUAUUGUGAUAGUGGUAUAAACAUGCUGGGAGCUGUAGAGCACUCGAAAAGCAAGAGAAGCACUUGGCUCGCCUUGUUUCUAAGCUUGCUUCUAUCGUGCUCUACGGUUACCAACGUGUUUAUAUUACAGUAUAUAUGCGCACAUUUUAAAUUUCUUAAAAUAUAUUCCUUAUAUUCACAUUACAACCGUUAUAAUAAUUAUUGUUGGCUUUCACAGCUGCUAUCUUGGUUGAAUUAACUAAGGACUUUGUUACAUCAGCCAACAUAGUUACCGUGUCUUUUGUUAUUUUAGUCAGCUAGACACUGUUCCACUUGUAUAGAUUUCGGUUUUAGGUGCGUAUGAUUUGUAAAUAAUUUAUUAACUACUUUAUAAUAAUUAGACCUGCGGCCCAAAUGGUCUACGAGUUGGGCCAAAUAGGCUAUUGACUCGUAGACCAUGAGGGCCAGAGGUCUAAUUGUUUUAGUGUAAAGCUACUAAUUGGUCAAUAUACGUUUGCCCCUCAUUAUAGGGUGAUAAUGAGAUUUAUGAAAUUGAUUCAGCUGAUUGAUACCAUGUAAUAUUAUACUCUCUGGUCAAUAGCACAUGACGGGCAGUGUUUGCCUGUCAUUGUAGGCUGUUAAUGAGAUUCAUUCAGCUGAUUGAUACCAAAUAAUAUUAUACUCUGGUCGAUAGCACAUGACGGGCAGUGUUUGCCUGUCAUUGUAAGCUGGUAAUGAGAUUCAUUCAGCUGAUUGAUACCAAGUAAUAUUAUACUCUCUGGUCGAUAGCACAUGACGGGCAGUUUUUUCUCGUUAUUGAAGUCUAAGGCUCAUGUCAAACAUCAAACUUCACAUGAGCCGAACCUAAUAACAUCAAAGAAGACUGUCUUGUUAUCCAUUAUUUCAAUUAGGUUUGGCUCAUGUGAAGUUCGACGUUUGACCUGAGCCUCUAUAUAUACCUAAAAGCUAGUCACCCAAACCCUAAAAAGCUGAGACCCUGGUACUGAUAAACUAAACAAAAGAAAGCGCGCAAGGGAUUCUGGAAGUUGUAGUUAAUGAUGCCAUAGCUAAAUGUCCUAUUGCAACAAUGUUGUCAUCUAAGCUAAUUAAUUUUUAUUUGGUAUUCUGCUAAUUUCAUUUGACAACGUUUUUGCAAAUAGGUGUAUAUAAAUUAGAUAUAUAUAGAUUCGAAAAUAGGAAAUGAUUAAUAAUAAUAUUUGGAUUUUGUAACUGCAUAACUGAAUGCUCAUAUAUYGUAAUAAAAAGGUAAAUAGCUUUCUUGGAUCCUUUAACCCGUCACUACCGCCCGAGGGGGGUGGGGGGAGGGGGUGCACUUGAGCUAGUUCCUAGUUUAGAUAGGGGCGUGUUGCUGAGAUCCCAAAACCAGCUGAAGUGCAAUUUUAUCUGAGAUUACUAAAGUAUGCAAUAAAUAUUAAAGCAUGUUUCUCAAAUUA
This is a messenger RNA of Actinia tenebrosa (Australian red waratah sea anemone), 2673 nucleotides long. Its product is annotated as 5'-AMP-activated protein kinase subunit beta-1. The record is from RefSeq and is a predicted model, not a curated record. Gene Ontology annotation, cellular component: cytoplasm; nucleotide-activated protein kinase complex; nucleus. Gene Ontology annotation, biological process: signal transduction. NCBI's taxonomy places the organism in Eukaryota, Metazoa, Cnidaria, Anthozoa, Actiniaria, Actiniidae. Gene Ontology annotation, molecular function: protein kinase binding.